Messenger RNA from Aspergillus steynii IBT 23096, 1249 nucleotides. RefSeq lists its product as uncharacterized. The transcript is spliced from 2 exons. The coding region runs from base 299 to 1204 and encodes 301 amino acids. Lineage: Eukaryota; Fungi; Ascomycota; Eurotiomycetes; Eurotiales; Aspergillaceae. The record is from RefSeq and is a predicted model, not a curated record.
GCUGUUAGACAUCUCCAAGCUAAGAUUCUACGAGUCAACCCAUGCCAUACAAUCUACAAUGGUAACCUCUCAACUACUCUAAUCUCUGAAGAUCCGACAAUCCCAGCACUUCCAAGGACAUGAGCAGUCCACCCAACCUAUGGCCAAACCCGGUGUACACAAGAGCAUACGCACCACGCCCCCAAAAAGCCGCAAGGACAAGAAAACCCGCGCAUAAGGCGCCUGCCCACCCCCUCAUUCCCCAUGAACGCCAGGUUCAGAAUUGAUUGAUAAAGAAAAGGGAAAAAAGAAAAAGGGUAUGACGACGACCUGCUGGAUGACCCUCCAGGGAGAGACCAAAAAAACAGAAGAGAAAAGAGGGGAACGAGAAGGGCAGAGACGGAUUUCCAACCCAGUCCUUGGUCCUGGCCCGGACGGUUUGAAAUCGCUCGGACAAGGAAGAAGCCCGUUUCUGUUCGUUGAGCCAGAGCCCUUCCUCUUUCCCUUUCUUUUCUUUUUUAUUUGGCUUUUCGAGGAUGUGGUUGGACUCUAUCAUUUUUCUUUUCUUUUUUUUCCUUGCCAUUUUUUUCUCUCCUUGAACCCCUCUCCCAAGGAAAGGAGGGUUUCAUGGCAUCAUGUCGAGUCAGGAUUCACAGCGUCAAAUUUCCCCUCUUCCUUGUCCUCUCCGGGUCUCUUUUAUUUUUUCCCUUUUAACCUGUCCACCUGUGAUCAAUCCAAUGAACGGACUUCGCAACCUGGUCUGGUCUCAUUCUUAGCUUCCCCCCUCCAAGCUCGAAUGCAAGAGGACCAGAAGAGAGAGGGAGGGGGGUGGGGGAGAGAGAUCUCGAACGAAUCAAUUCCUCUUGACCCUCUUUUUUUAUUCACGACGAAAGGAAUGCGGUGGCGGUCGCUGAAAAUAAAAAUAAAAAUAAAAACCAUUCGACCUCAUGGGUUUGGUUUCUGGCUUCUGUGCUUGUCGUUGCCACCGCUCAGAUCGAGUCAGCUUCCCUCUCUCUCUCUCUCUCUCUCUCUCCGUUUCUCUCUCUGGCUUCCCGGUGAUUCCAGACUUGAACACACCCCCCUGCUAGAGGACCUAGAUGCAUUGUCUGGUCAGUUGAUUUUUAUUUUUUUUAUUUUCUUUUUUUUUCCGGGGUUUUUUGGCCCGCCGGGCUUCGACUAUUCUCGUGGAUUCGUAUCCUCUUGUCUAGGACUCGACUCGGCUUGACUCGGCAACCGACCAAAGAGAAGCAAAGAGGCAGGGAUGUACAGA